AGCGGCUGUGAAGGAGUUGUCGAUGCUCUUGUGCAGUGUAGUUUUUUAAUUUUUGUAUAACUUUUUCACGCUUGGACUUUCGAUAUCAUACCAGCCAUGUCUUUCUCAAGAGCACCAUUAAAGAGGUUCAACGAGCAAGUUGGUUGUGCCCCUCCGCCUGGUACUUAUGAGGUGAAGUCUGGUGAACUAAAGGGAGCUGUAUCAUUUCACAAAGCAGAGCGCUUCAGAGCAGCUUCCAAAACAGAGUUACCUGCACAAUCACCAUCAAAAGAAGUACCAAUGUCUCCAGUACGCCGGACUAUGUCUGUUGAUGGUUUGGUUGAUGGAUUUAGUUCCAAAAAGGAUAAAAAUGCCUUCACACUUGAGAUGAAACGUCAGAGACUACUAGAGAAAGAGAUCCGUUCUUUGGUGCAGCAGAGAGGAGAACAGGACCGUAGGCUGCAGACCCUGGAGGAAGAGCUGAAGAAGCUGGAGUCUAAAUUACUAGCAGCUGUCAGAGAGAAGACUGGCAUUGCUGCCAAUGUGGCUUCUCUUGAGAGGCAGCUGGCAGAGUUAAAGAAAGCUAAUGAGUUCCUGAAGACCAAGGUCUCUGCUGAUACCACCAAGAAGAAAAUCAAUGCUCUUACUAUGGAGCUCAUUGAGGCUAAUAAUAAAUUGGAUACCAAAGACAAGGAGCUGAGCUUCCUACAGAUCAGCUCAGAUGGUAAAGUGAAGGUCUUGGAAACUGAUCUGGAGACCACCAGAACCACUUUUAGGGUUCUCCAGGAGAGGAACAAGGAUCUUGAGGAGCUUCAUCAAGAGACAAAAACCCAGAACGAACAACUUGAAAAUGAAAUGGAUAAAUUGCAUGCCAUAAUCCAGGAGCUGAGAGAGGAGAUCAAAGCACUGCAGAGUUACCUGGACUCAGCAAAUGAAGAGCUUCAGGAUUUGCGGAUUAAGCUGCAGGACAAAUCAACCAUGGAGCGCCGUGUCUCUGAUGCUCAAGAGAACCUCAGUGACGUUGAGCAGAAGUUAGAGAAAUGUACUGGGGAACUGAAGGACCGUCAGGAGGUGCUGAAGGUAAUGGAAAAGGAGCUCCAGAAGUGUCAGCAAGAGCUGCAGGACUCCCAGAAGGCUCUUGAGGAGAAGGAGAGAGAGAUGGAGUGCCAUGUGAAUGAGCUGCAGUCCUCUCGGGCCACAUUGAAAGAGCUGGAAGAGCAGAUGCAGCAGGGAGCUCAGGAUCUCGAGAAUUCCCGGAGCUUAGUACGGCAGCAGGAGCAAGAGCUGGCCCGUGUGAAGGAGGUCCUGAGAAGAACCGAGGAGGAGCUGGAUCAGCGUGUGGCACUCAUGGGUGAGCGCUGCCUGCUGCUGGAGGAUGAAAGAGCCAGGACACAGGAGGAGGGUCUGCGACGGGUACAAGAGCUCAAGGCAGAGAUCAACUCGUUGGAGGAGAGCAGGAAGACUGAGGAGGAGGCACAUGAAAAACUGAAGGAGGAACAUUCUGCACUGACCAAACAACUGGAGGAAGAGAUGGUUCACAGCAGCUCCCUGGCCAGCAUGCUUGAGCGCCUGAAAGAUGAGACCGAGGCAGAGAGGAGACAGCUGGGUGAGGAACUGGAGGAUGCACUUGAGGAGCUGUCAGAGCUGGAGAAGCAGGAGCAGUGCAGCGAGGAGGCCAUUGUGAAGCUCACGCAGGAGAACCACACACUGGAGCAAGAACUAAAGAAGACCUGUGCUGAGCUGGAGGGGAAGUGUGCUGAGAUGCAAGCCUUGGAAGAAACUCAUGUGACGGCAAUGAAGAAACUAGAAGAGGAUCAUAACCGCUGUCUCGCCAAGCUGGGAGACUUGUCCACUGACCUCGAGAGCACUAGACAGGCUUUGGGAAAGCAGAAAGAUCAGGCUGAGGCUCAAACUCUUCAGCUGGAGGAAAAAGUAAACAAACUCAACCUACAGUUUCAAGAAGAUCAGCAGGAGCUCAUAAACUACCAGCAAAUCCAGGAGAAACAGCGAGAGGAGUAUGCUAGGAUGCUUUUAGAAGUUCAGACUAAACUGACUCAGAGAGAGGAAGAGUUGAAGCAAGCAGCAGAGACUCAAAGUGAGGAGCUGAGUCGCCUGCAGGCCGAGGUGGAGCAGGAGAGAAGAGAGAAGGAAUGUGCCCAAACCCAACUGCAGAGAGAACAGAAGAGGAGUGAGUCAGUGGAAGGCCAUUCUGUGGAAGCCAGCAGGCUGCGGGGCCUCGUUGAGGAUCUGCAGGCGGAGGUUUUGGAGCUGCACAAGCAGGUGGGCGAGGAAAGAGCUACUGCUCAACGUCACACUGCAGAUUGGAAGCAGGAGAGACAACAGCUAUACAUACAGAUGGAGAAAGAGAGACAGGAAUUACACAAACAACUUUUAGAGGCACAGCUGCAGAGCACAUGUAACGCUGAGACUGAGCACUGGAGAAACUUGUAUGAAGAGCUUUAUGCUAAAGUUAAACCAUUUCAGGAACAGCUGGACAGCUAUGCAGCAGAGAGGAACGCCUUGCUGAAUGAGAAGGGUGCCACGCAGGCUGAGUUGAACAAGUUGGCCAAUGCAUAUGCCAAUCUGAUGGGCCAUCAAAACCAGCGACAGAAGAUAAGGCACAUGGUCAAACUCAAAGAGGAGAACUUGGAGCUCAAACAAGAGAUAUCCAAGCUCAGAGCUCAGGUUGGGAAACAGAAGCAAGCGCUGGAUCGGCUCAAGCCCAGCCAGGCGCCACGUAGAUUCGACCCCAGCAAGGCUUUUAAACAUGAACACAAAGAAAACCAGCAGCCCACCUCAGCUCUUACACAGAGCAACAAGAAAUUGCAUUAAACUUCUUUUGGGGAGUGACCCUGGUCUAUGGAAGACUGUUCAAUUGUUUUUAUUUUAAGCUUAACAUGAUCAUUGUGAUGGGAAAGUCCAGCAUACAUGUCUUGACUGUGUCUCUUAGAAUGUGGCUCUUAUUUAUGUAUGUUUUAUUUGUGUGUUUGUGGAUGUAAUACAGUGACAGUUAGGCUAAAGCAUUGCCAACUCCCUUUCUUGCCAUUGAUAUUAUGUGACAAAGUUAAUGCACUCUUAAGAAAAAAUAUCUGUGGUCCAACAAACCUUAUGCAAUGUUUAAAGAACUGUUCCGUUGAAUUUAUUCAUCUUAGUCUGAAAAUCUAUUUGUGGGUGUAAUGACAGCAUGUUGUUGUGAUUUUAUUGUUGUAAAUUGUAUUACUUUUUUUUUUUCAUUUUUUUUUUGUCUGUCAUUAGGGACCACAACAGGAAAAAUGUCGAUGUUAAACUGCUUGCAUUUGAUAAAUUUUUCAAAAUAAAAAAAAAAUUUUAUUGCAUU
Molecule: messenger RNA, 3316 nt
Organism: Myxocyprinus asiaticus (Chinese sucker)
Lineage: Eukaryota; Metazoa; Chordata; Actinopteri; Cypriniformes; Catostomidae
Product: hyaluronan mediated motility receptor-like
Exons: 20
Coding region: 97-2811 (904 amino acids)
Cellular component (GO): membrane
Molecular function (GO): hyaluronic acid binding
Source: RefSeq, a predicted model, not a curated record